This is a messenger RNA of Closterium sp. Yama58-4, 1416 nucleotides long. The record is from the annotation of a GenBank genome assembly. NCBI's taxonomy places the organism in Eukaryota, Viridiplantae, Streptophyta, Zygnematophyceae, Desmidiales, Closteriaceae.
AUGCUAUAUCAACUCGAGGCGAUUGGUCUCUCCAGGGACCUGCCUCGCGCUCCUCCACUCACUCUCUCUCACCACGUUGACGCGGCCUGGGUACCGACUUUUCCAAGAGAACAACGUGUUAGGAGUGCGCGGUUUAGAUUGCACGAAGUUGGAUUCCAGUCAAAUCUACUGAAGCCACGUGUCGGCCCUUCCUCCGUGUCGCUCGCAGCACCCAGGCAGCGGUCGGUCGCGCGCCACGUGUCGAGAUCUGUAGCCUCUCCGAAGUUGCGGGUGCGCCACGUGGCUCGUUCCGCGUGGCAGGUGUUGCUGCUACCGGCGAUGGCGGCGCGAGAGGUGACGGUGGUGUUCGGUGAGGAGCGGUUUGAAGUGCAAGUGGAGGUUGACAUGGGCGUGGAGGUGUUGCAGAUUCAAGUCUUCUCGCUUACAGGAGUCGAGCCGGAGAACCAAUUGCUUUCCCUCUCCUCCGGCCCGUCCCUUGACCUCUCCUCGCCGCAUGCUGAUUUGGCCUCUCUCCUGCCGGUUAAUGGGACGGUGCUAGUGCUGCAUGAUAGGGGGAAGCCAGGGGCGGAAGGGGAGAUGGCGGAGAAGGAGGAGGCGACAAGGGCGGAGAGAGAGACUGAAGCGACGGGGGAGGAGGGUAAGGAGGGUGGUAAGGGGGAGAGCAGCAGGGAAGACGAUGAGGAACUCGCAAGGCGACUGCAGGAGGAGGAGGAUGCAGCAUUGGCGCAGCAGAUUCAGCAGUCAGAGGCACAUGCUAUGCAGACCAUGCUGCAGCAGCAACUGAGAGGGCAGCAGCACGUGCGGUGGCAUGUGGUGCAGCAGAUACAGCAGUCAGAGGCACAUGCCGUGCAGACCAUGCUGCAGCAGAUGAGAGGGGGGCAGCUGAGAAGGCAGCAGCCGCCACAGCAGCAGCACGGUCAGGCAGCAUUGGAGGGGCGACUGCUGUCACUGUGGAGCAAUGUCAUGCAGUACGAGGACCCAUCUCGCCAAACCAAGGCGCGCUCGCUCAUUCCCCUACAGCAGCUCGAGGAGGUCGCUGCAGUCUCCCUUGCCAAGCAAGGCCAGUACCAGCCGUCAGAAGGGGAGUUUCGUGACGCUGUGUUGAGACAACUGCUGGUCUGGUUCAAAUCCUGGUUCAGAUGGUUGGACUCCCCGCCGUGCCCCCGCUGCCGCACCCCUACGUGUGCCUUCCAUGGCAGCGGCACUCCUUCGAACGAGGACCUGCUCUGGGGGGGAGAGCGGGUAGAGUUACACAGGUGCAAGCAGUGCGGCACGGUGGCUCGUUUCGUGCGAUACAACGACCCUGCCAAGCUUCUGGACACGAGGGAGGGGCGCUGUGGCGAGUGGGCCAACGCCUUUACUCUCUGCUGCCGGGCUCUGGGCUAUGAUGCCAGACAGGUGUGUGUGAUAGGUUGA